Molecule: messenger RNA, 567 nt
Organism: Bicyclus anynana (squinting bush brown)
Lineage: Eukaryota; Metazoa; Arthropoda; Insecta; Lepidoptera; Nymphalidae
Exons: 3
Coding region: 1-567 (188 amino acids)
Source: RefSeq, a predicted model, not a curated record
AUGCCGCGCUGUUACAUGGUCAAGAAAAGCAAACAGUGGCACGAUGGUCCGCCCCUGUACAGCCCCACCGAGGCCAGCGUGGCUCCUCCAUGCUACAAUCCGGUGGAGACGACAGCAGUGACAGAAGGUCAAAAUGCGACUGAGUCAGUCGCAUUUUUGGAGAGGACGGCGGCGGACACGCAAGCCGCUCUCGAUCUGUUGUCGUUGGCGAAUAGCCGGCCGAACCCACCGCUGUCGCCGCCCCCGCCACCGCCGCCACAGGCACCAGACGCGCCGCAGCCGCCGCCACUGCUCGUGGACACCCCACGAGAAUACCUCCCUGAGCCUUUUGCUCCCGAGCCUUUUGCUCCAGAGCCGUUUGCUUCAGAGCCUUUGAUACAGCAAACCUAUGCUCCGGAUACUUUUAUACCCAAACCGUAUGUUCAAGAGCCUUUUGGCACUGACCAAUUCUCGCAGGAAGCAUUCGCUCCGGAGCAAUACACGCCGCUGCUGCAGCCCGAUCCACCGCUCGUGCCUGUGUACACUCUACCCGACGAGGCCGAAUGUAACACCCGUGCCGCAAUAUGA